CCCCAAUCCAACCCAGCAGCCUUCAUUUGUUUUGCGGCACCCUGCUUUCCUCAAGCAGCUUUUUACUCUAGGUAGUGUCCCAAGACAUUAACCUGCACUUUGAGCCAUUCACUUUCUGUUCGCUCGUCACUCAACCUGCAGAGAUAGUCUGCGUACCUAGCAUGGCUUUCCAGUCUAUCAUGGAGGUCUCGGGCAUGACCGCCACCACUCUUGCCACCACCAUCUUCAGUGCCAUCUCUGCCUAUACAUUAACGCGUGUUAUUUACUUGCUGUACUUUCAUCCACUGUCCCAUUUCCCAGGGCCGAGACUCGCCGCCAUUUCCAACCUCUGGUAUGCCUACCACUGGUUCUCCGGGAGGUGGCCCUGGGCGAUCGAGAAGGUAUUGCACAAGUACGGGUCGGUUGUCCGGAUCGCGCCAAAUGAGCUCGCUUUCUUCACGCCCCAGGCAUUCACCGACAUCUACUCGCCGCAGCACAAGAACCUGGAGGUCUUCGUCAAGACCAACUUCCAGAAUCGCGGCAAGGACCUCGGUGGCCUCAUCUGGGAAGAAGAUCCCGUACGGCAUCGUAACGUAGCCAGACAGAUCGCCCCGGCGUUCAGCACUCGGUUCCUGCGGACCCUAGAGCCCAUCAUGCACGAGCAUAUGGACUACUUUGUGGCGAGGAUGAAGGAGAUCUCUAUGGAUCGAAACAUCAUUGGCGUGCCGCUAGUAAGAUGGACCAAUUGGUUGGCUAUGGAUAUGUCGGCCGACUUGGCUUGGAACGAAAAGAUGCACCAGAUGAGAGACAUGAAAGAUUCGGUGAAUCUCGAUGUGUUGCUCAGUUUCAAUUCCUUCGCGACCGUUCUUCAAGUGUUUAAGCGCUUCCCUCUCAUCAGCCCGCUUCAGUACCUAUUCGCGCCCUUCGGCAAGAUCACGCUAUUUGCCCAGAUGGAGAAGGCAACACGGCAUAGUGUGCUCCGUCGUAUUGAACAAAGAGGUCGUACGGAGCAUCCAGACUACUUUGAUUACAUCUUACCGGUAGAUGCUCCCUGCCCAUCAAGCAAAAAGGAGCUCCUUCAUAUAGGAUCCGUUUCAUUGCAAGUAAUGUUUGCUGGUUGGGGGCCCAUGGCAGACCUGUUCUACGGUGUCCUCGUGCUUUUACUCGAGAACCCCGAGACUCAUCAACUCUUGACCAAGGAAAUCAGGGAGAGUUUCUCAAGCUACGAGGAGAUCAUACCGGGGAAACCGUUGACGUCCCUGUCUUACCUUCACGCCUGUAUCGAAGAGGCGUUACGUAUGCUUCCCAGCAACAAUACAGGUCUGCCACGAAUUAGUCCGGGGGCUAUGGUGGAUGGGCAAUACAUUCCUAAAGGAACUCAUGUACAGUCCUGUAUCUGGGCUCUAGCACGGCAUCCGGACUACUUCCAUCAGCCACUCCGCUUCCAGCCUCAACGCUGGCUCCCUGCUUCCCAUCCGCUAUACGACCCGGAAUUUGCUAAUGAUCACCUCAAGAGCCUGCACCCUUUCAGUCUCGGCCCGAGAAUCUGCAUGGGCCGAGAAAUGGCGUGGACUCAGGCGAAGCUGUUCUUGGCUAAAGUCCUCUGGAAGUUUGAUGUGUUCGAGGUCGAAGGGCAGGGCUUUGAUCUGGAGAAAAACUUGCUUCACUACGGCUUCUUUGAAAAACCGGAGAUGUAUGUCAGAUUUGUCUCUGUUUCGCGAUGAAAGACAAACGAUAUGGGCGUUCUUCGUCCCGCGGACGGAACCCCCGGACGGAGAAUCGUUAGCCUUGUCGGUGGAAGAUUCCUGCUUCACCAAGCGGCUUCCACCAUUUCCACCAGCGGCGUCCUUGUUCUUGGUCUCGAAAGGAAGAGAACGGCGUUUGGAGGGGGCUGUCAGCGCGGGCUCGUCAUCC
Trematosphaeria pertusa is the source of this 1893-nucleotide messenger RNA. Its product is annotated as cytochrome P450. NCBI's taxonomy places the organism in Eukaryota, Fungi, Ascomycota, Dothideomycetes, Pleosporales, Trematosphaeriaceae. The transcript is spliced from 5 exons. The record is from RefSeq and is a predicted model, not a curated record. Gene Ontology annotation, molecular function: oxidoreductase activity, acting on paired donors, with incorporation or reduction of molecular oxygen; heme binding; iron ion binding. Bases 162 to 1703 code for a protein of 513 amino acids.